AAACAUGGCCGCUUACUGUUCAGCGAUGGAAUUUUUAUUUACGUUUCGUUUCUUUUCUAUUUUAAGGCAAAGACGGGAGGAACGAGCUCGUGUUCGAAGCCAUUUUCAGUAAAAGUUUAAUUUAAUUAGUAGUUAGAGUGUUGAAAUAAGGUGCUGUUCUUCUAGUUGUUGUGUCACCGACCGCUAGAGACUAUCUGAUUUAUUUUAUUUUCGCUGAGCUGUCAAGCCGCUCAUCGGUGAAGGGCUGCGAUUGAUUUACAUUUGAUAGGUGCGAGGCUAGCUCAACAACAUAACUGCGAGCCCAGUGGAUACACAUCGUGUAUUAGUCGCAAUGUUUAGCCCCGUAAAAUCCUCUUAUUUCAGAGUCAGUCCGGCCAUUGUCAACCGAGAACUCGGAAAGACCAAGAUGAGAUAGCAAGAGGGCACGUCGGAGUGCUAACACGUUUUAUUGGGAUAUUAAAUCCCCGCAUAACUGAUAGAAAAUAAAGCAAAAUAAUAACAACAAUAAAAAGUCCACGAAAUAUGUUUGGGAAUCUUUUUGAGGAAGAGGAGGGGGAAGGUUUUUCCUCAACCUCCUGUAAGGGAAGACUUGCCAAGGGUGGUGAGGAGCCACCACCACCUCGUGGAAGAAGCAAUAUAUGUGGUAUCAAGAACCAGGGAGGGACCUGCUACCUCAACUCUCUGCUCCAGACCCUGCUGUUCACCCCCGAGUUCAGAGAGGAACUUUUCAGUUUGGGGCCAGAAGAAUUAGGGUGUCUAGAAGACAAAGACAAACCAGAGGCAAAAGUCAGAGUAAUUCCACUGGAGCUCCAGAAACUGUUUUCCCGUCUGUUGCUGGUGGACCACCAGAGUGCCUCCACCGCUGACCUCACUGACAGCUUUGGCUGGAACAGCAGUGAGGGGACGAAUCAGCAUGAUGUCCAGGAACUAAACAGGAUUUUGUUCAGUGCAUUGGAGCACUCUCUUGUGGGCACCAGUGGCAGCACAUUUAUUCAACGCCUUUAUCACGGGACCAUUGUCAACAGCAUUGUCUGCAAAGAGUGUGGAAAUGUCAGCCAGAGACAGGAGGACUUCCUCGACCUGACGGUUUGCGUUUGUGGCAUAUCCAGCCUGGAGGAGGCUUUAUGGAACAUGUUUGUGGAGGAAGAGUUGUUUGAGGGCAAUAAUUUGUACCGCUGUGCUCAGUGUGACAGUUUAGUCACCGCUGCCAAGUCUGCCAAGCUAAAGAAGCUGCCUCCAUUCAUGACGAUGUCUUUGCUGAGGUUCAGCUUUGACUUUGCUAAAUUUGAGCGAUACAAGGAGACAGGGCGCUACAGCUUCCCCCUCACCAUCAACCUACGACCGUUUUGUGAGCAGAUUGAUGGAGAAGACUCUGAUUUCACAUAUGAGCUUUUCUCUGUGAUUAUCCAUAAGGGUGGCUGUUAUGGUGGCCAUUACCAUGUUUACAUUAGGGACAUAGAUGAACUUGGCCAGUGGGAGCCGACGGAGGAAGACUGUAAACCCAAAACUCAGAAAAAAGUCAAGGAGGAUGUCAAGGAAGCUUGUGAACUAAAACUACAGGAAGAUGACCCUUUGUCUGUCCUCACUGCGAUAAUUGCUCAGGAGUCAUCAAAGAGCGUUUUGUUGGAUCAGCUGGGUCAGAAACUCAUGAAUAAAAUUGGUUCAUCCUGGAGCAAAAAGUUUAGAAAACACUAUGGUCCCAUUGGAAAGUUCCUGCAAUCCAACAAUGAUGUUUUCAUGUUGGUGUGCAACGGUACUCGAGUAGCCCUAAAAGCAAACCCACCAAGCCCAGCAGAGCAAACCAAGAGCUAUGAUCCAUCAACAGCUCCAGAGCCAGGAGCUUCUGAACAACAACUGGAAGCAAACCAAAACCCUAAACCAAAACCAGAGCAGGGACGCCACUGGUUUGAUCUUAAUGACUCCACUGUGACCUCCAUCAGGGAGUCGGACAUAGAGAAGCAGUUCCAGGGUAAAGAGAGCGCCUACAUGCUGUUCUACAGGAAAACACAGCUGCACAGGCCCAGUGAAGCUUUGAAAAAUCCCCAGUAUAAAGUUCCUUCUCAUCUCAUCCAGAUGGCUCAGGAUGAAAACAUCAAACUGCAGCAGAUGCGUGAGGAGUUUGAAGCCACUAAUAACACAGUGCAGCUGCGUCUGCAUCUGGCACCCUGGUAUAGACUAGAAAAUGGAGCCCUGCAGCCAAUCUGCAAAGAGUCAGAUGGGAGUACUAUGCUCAGUUUUGAUCGGAGGAAGACUGUGGGAGACCUGCGGUUCACUAUUUAUCAGAUGCAGGAACUCUGGGAAGGAGAUAUGGCUCUAACUGUGGCCAAGAGUCUUCCAGCAGGUUUACACCUCUACAAUACUCUUACAGAUGACAGUAUAUCCCUGUACAGUGCAGGAAUUUCUGCCAACACUGACCUGUUUGUAUGGAAUGGCAGAGAGGUUUUUGGUGCAACUAUCCAAACGGGAGCCGAGUGGGAGCCGGUCUUACUGACUGUUGUCCGUCCCUUUUUGGGCGAAGAUGUGGAGCAAGAGAUGGAGAAGGAGGAAGAAUGCCAAAAAAUCAAGGAAGGUUUUGAAAAUGGGGGACCCGGACUUAAAAGAGAAGCAAGAGGGUUUGCAGGAGGUGCUACUCUUGGGGAGGUGAAGGAGGCACUGGGGGAGCCGAAGGAGAGCCUGCUGUGUCAGGAGCAUAAAGGAGGAAAGGGAAUAGAGCAGGGGGCAGGAGAUGGAGGGGGUGCCAGUGGAUGGAAAGUGUUUCCACCUGACGACAUGCAGCGCACUCUGAAGCAGCUGUCACUGAAAGAUGGAGAUGCGUUGUUGGUGUUGGAGCCACAGUCGCUUGACAGCAGCGUGUUCACUCUGAAUGGAGACGUAGUGACGGUGACCACACCGUCUGACUGCCGCUGGCUCCAAGUGGAGUUUCAACCACAGUUAAAAGGAUGUAAAGAGUUAAAAGAAGAGGAGAUGAAAAGAGUCAAAGUUCCAGCCACAGGAAAUAUGCUGCUGUGUGAACUGAAACAGAGGGCCAUCGAGGAGCUGCAGCUACAGGAUCUUCCAUCAGGUGCACAGUACUGUCUGAGGCAGGUCGACUGCACAGGGAAACUCCUUCCUCCAGUAUGUGAGGAGCUGAGUGUUCGGGAUGCAGGAGUGCGACUCAUGACCACACUUACACUCUGUCCAGGAAAAAGCCCCAAGGCAUCACAGCUGUUCUUGCAUUUCACUGUGGGUCCAGCUCCCUCUGCAGGCAUGGAGAUGGACAUAAUUGUGGAGAGAACUUGUACUGUCAAAGAAUGUCUAAAGGAGAUGCUGGAUGCUGUUGGACUUGAUGGUACCCGGUGGCACUUGAGGAGACUAGAUUGGUGUGAAGAGGUUGGAGAGCCUCUUAUGGAUGAGGAUGCUUCUCUGUCAGAGCUGAAGAUCAGCAAUGGGGAGACAUUAGUCGUCACAGAGGGACUUUUGCCUCCAAAGGGAUUUCUCAAACUGUCUGUGUGGCUGUAUGUGGAUCCAAAAACCAUGGCAACAGAUUUUAACCACACAGACCACAGUCCUGCCGGGGAGCAAAUGCUUGGAGUUGAGGCUGCGGGUGGAGCCCAUUUUCAGUCACCUCUCUGUGGUGAAAACAUGGCAGAGCUGAGAAGUGUGGGACAGGUUGAGAUAUCAGAUGAGGGCACUCUGGAGGAUCUCAAGACUCAGGUGUUGACGCUGCCGGCUCUUCAGGACAUCUGUGUGCCAACCACUGGAUUUCUGCGUGUGUGGCAGAUGGAAGGGCGACGGCUGGCCCGUGUCCUCAGAGGACUACAAGUCACACUCAGGAAGUUGAAGUUGACCAGUGGCGCAGACCUUUGUGUGCAGUGUUUACUAAAAGAGGAGGAUCUUGGGCCAAAGCAAGUGCUGCUAAGUGUUAAUAUGGGAGUACCUGGGCAGAGGUGUUACUACCCCUCAGAGGAGCUGGUGUGGGAUGCAUCCCAUGAUUCCUCUUCCCGCUCUCUACGCACAUGUCUGGCUGCACAUUACGGCCUCUGUCCUGAUUCUCUGCUGUUGGCCAAACAUCAGCCAGAAAAACACAUGUGGGAAGAAAUUUCCAACUGGACACAGCAGGUUUCAAAAAAGAAAAAAAAGAAAAAGGCAGAAUCCCUCUUAGGAGCACCAUUCCACCUCAAAGAUGGUGAUGUAAUCGGCAUCAAGAACCUUUUGAUUGACAACAACAGGGAGUUUGUUACGGUGGAGGAUGAGCAGGGCCAGCAGAGGCUCAGGGAACAGGCAGAGCAGCGCAGGAAAGGAGGGCCUGCUGCAGCUUCUGAUGGUGUGGGACAAACCAAAUCCAGGAAGCCAGAGGUGCCGCUAUCAAUUAGUGUUGCUGAAUUCAGAUAGCAUCCUUCCUUCAAGGAUGCAUGGACAAAUCAGGACUCUCUUUAAGAAUACAUGCACACAUGCAGCGAGAUGCCACUCUGCAGCUAGGACAAUCCAACUAAUCAGUCUUGUGCCGUUUGUUUUUAUAGAAUUUUUUUGCAUACAAUCAUUUUUCACUAAUCUUUUAAACAUGGCAAAAAUAAUCCCUAAAUUCACUGCUGCUUUUCAGAUUCUGUUUUUGGUGAUGGUGAUAAAGAGAAGCAAAAUAAUAAUUUUUACUUUGAUUUGCUAUCUUGUGGUGACUGGUGGUAUUUUCUUUAUGCAUAUACAUCCAUAGCACAUCCCAGGAUUCUUUUCUUCACUCUCUUCAUACAUCUUGAGUUUUUUUUUCUUUUCAGUAGAUGCUGGAGCUUCUAUUAACUAAGAGGUUUGAAAUUUUUAUUUCCUUUUACUUUCCAGUGGUUUUUAAAUUAUUGCUAUCUUUAACUAAUUACCCUGCAUGAAAAGCCACUUGAGCAGGGAAUUACCUUCACUUCACUAAAUUCCCAUAAUCUUUAUAAAAGUACAGUAACUUGUUUUUAUCUUAAACCAGUCACUGUGCAGCAGGAAUGCAAACGUCUCUUCAGAUCAGUGAUUCUUCUGAUAGAUUCCUUUUUAUAAGUUUCAGGGGAGAGGAGAGACAGGCCUUAAUAUUAGAGGAGCUUUGGUGCUGCUCUCUUCCCUACCUCAUUCUCAACCUCUCCCUCCUCUCUUCCUCUACCUCCUCUGUCCAGCCUGUUAUUCAUAAUCUGUCCUAAUCUUAAACUGUUGGCCUGCUCUAUUAAAUAACUCACGGUUAUAGUAUACAGACAUAGACUCAGUGUUAAAUGUUUUAGCCUUGUGCAUUUAACACUGGCAGUGUCGUGAUGCAUCAACUUGGAUAUAUUGGGUAAAUUGAUCAAUUCCAGCCUUUUGGAGCUGAAAAUUAAAUCAGACUUUGACUGUAUUUUUCUGAUUUUCAUUAAAAAGGAGUUGUAUGGCUUAAGAUGCCAGAUCUUCCACAGAAUAUACAGUCAGAUGGGAUUAUGUGAAGGUGAAGAUCCCUGAGAUUCAACUGAAGAAAAGGUCAUGUUUUUCUUGCAUGCACAAUGUGUGAACUUCAGGGAUUUAAAAUGGAUUUUUAUUACUUUUUAUUUAAAAGAAAAAAGUGACAUUACAGUAUGCAUGAUGUUUCUGGGAGGGAUGGGGAUUUGUUGAAGAUUUUUGAAGCUGCUUUAUAUGAAUCUGGCCUUUAUAUGUGCCAAGAACUUUCAAGUAGAAAUAUGAUCUAUAGGUGAGAACCCAGUUUAAGAUUACACUCAGCAAUAUUGGGAUUACAUUCUGUAUCAUAAUGUAUUGAUUACUAGUGUUGAUGACAUCUUUAGUGUUAUUGAUAAGAACUGAUGUGCUGAAUUGUUAAAGCUGAAAUCUAUUUGUAUCUAUGUCAGAUUGUAUUUGAUGGAAGUAUUUUAUGAACAAUAAAGGUAUAAAGUACUAAA
This is a messenger RNA of Melanotaenia boesemani (Boeseman's rainbowfish), 5867 nucleotides long. It is a transcript of the gene usp40, whose product is annotated as ubiquitin specific peptidase 40. The record is from RefSeq and is a predicted model, not a curated record. The transcript has 31 exons. Lineage: Eukaryota; Metazoa; Chordata; Actinopteri; Atheriniformes; Melanotaeniidae. The coding region runs from base 523 to 4371 and encodes 1282 amino acids. Gene Ontology annotation, biological process: protein deubiquitination. Gene Ontology annotation, cellular component: nucleus; cytosol. Gene Ontology annotation, molecular function: cysteine-type deubiquitinase activity; cysteine-type endopeptidase activity.